AAUGACGUGUUUCACCCUAAAUUAUGUCAACUAUCAAGUUGUUUUGAAUUUUUGUAUGUUUUGAGGUUAUGUGGUGACGAUGGCUGUGCCCCUUGAGUCUGUAUCCGACGCUGUGCUUCAAAAAACUAAAGAUUCGUCACUUCUUAAAGAAAAAGUGGCUGGUUAUGAUUGGAGUCAGGGUCUCAACUAUGAUAAAUUACUCAACAGUUUUUUGCACACCGGUUUUCAAGCUACUAAUUUUGGUUUAGCGGUGGAAGAAAUCAAUCGAAUGAUCGAGUGUCGCAAGGCCCCGAUUUCCGAAGACCGAUAUGUGGAUGAUGAAGACCCUUUUAUUGGGGUCAAAAGCAACUGCACUAUUUUCCUGGGUUAUACCUCAAAUAUCGUGUCUAGUGGAUUACGAGAAACGAUCAAAUUUUUAGUGCAGCAUAAAAUGGUAGAUUGUAUUGUGACGACCGCUGGCGGCGUUGAAGAGGAUUUUAUUAAAUGUAUGGCGUCUACAUACUUAGGGGACUUUAGUUUAGAUGGUGUUAAUUUAAGAAAUAAUGGAAUUAAUAGAAUUGGAAAUUUGUUAGUCCCUAAUGAUAAUUAUUGUGAAUUUGAAAAUUGGAUUAUGCCUUUGCUGGAUGAAAUGUUAAAUGAACAAAAACAGGGGGCGUUGUGGAGUCCUAGUAAAGUAAUUAAUAGAUUAGGGGAGAGAAUAAAUAACGAAGAAAGUAUUUAUUAUUGGACUGCCAAGAACAAAAUUCCUGUUUUUUGUCCAGCCUUGACUGAUGGGAGUAUUGGAGACAUGAUGUUCAUGCACUCAUUUCGAAAUCCAGGACUUAUAUUAGACAUAAUUUCAGAUCUGAGACAACUUAAUUUAAUGGCAAUGAAAUCUAUCCAUAGUGGAAUGAUAAUCAUAGGAGGGGGUCUAGUGAAACAUCACAUUUGUAACGCCAAUCUGAUGAGAAAUGGCGCUGAUUAUUGUGUUUAUCUAAACACGUCUUCAGAAUUUGAUGGUAGUGACUCUGGGGCAAGACCCGAUGAAGCUAAAUCGUGGGGGAAAAUAAAAAAGGAAGCAAAGCCUGUCAAAAUUUACGCUGAAGCUAGUUUAGUGUUUCCAUUGUUAGUAGCCCAGACUUUUGCCAAAGAAUUUCAUUCAAAAGAAGAAUUAACCAAUAAAUAAAAAUUUACGUUUUAACAAAUUUUAUUAAUAAAAUAAGAUUUUAACUGCUUACAAUAUUAUGAAAAGUAUAAAAUUGACUUCAAAUAUGGAAGUUCGGUAACACGGCCGUUGCCAGUGCAGGAAACGUAAAAACGGCAAUUGUAAGGCUUUGGGCAUUUUCAUUUCCUGUCAUGGUUUUUUCUAUCCACUACACACUUAUUAGAGUACAUAAUGUAGAUAAAUGCUUACAACUAAAUAAAAUCACGAUUAUGUGAUGUUCGUUUUUAA
Messenger RNA from Zophobas morio, 1432 nucleotides. RefSeq names its product probable deoxyhypusine synthase. The transcript has 4 exons. The coding region runs from base 80 to 1165 and encodes 361 amino acids. Gene Ontology annotation, biological process: peptidyl-hypusine biosynthetic process. The record is from RefSeq and is a predicted model, not a curated record. Lineage: Eukaryota; Metazoa; Arthropoda; Insecta; Coleoptera; Tenebrionidae. Gene Ontology annotation, molecular function: deoxyhypusine synthase activity. Gene Ontology annotation, cellular component: cytoplasm.